AUGAGGGGCAUCCUCAUUUCCAUCAUCGCUUUUACAGCGGCUGCGUUUGCAGCGCCGCUGAAUGAAGGAGUGUCCAGGCAACGUGUGCUCGAUUCAGAUACACGAGCUUUUGUGCAGUCCGUCCUGGACCACUUUAAUGUUCCUGGCGCCGCCAUGGCGAUUGUCACGCCAGCAGGUAGCGGCAUCGAGUACUUUGGGGUAAAGGACCUUGAAGGCAACCCGAUUACCGAAUCCACCUACUACGCCAUCGCGUCCAACUCAAAGUGGGUCACCGCUCUUGCCAUAGCUACCUUCGAGUCAUGGAAAAAUGUGACUGUGCCAUCAACUGGGCAGCUGUUCAGCUUCGAGACGCGCUUGAAAGAUAUUUUCCUGGACGAUUGGAACAUGCAGGACGCCGCUGCCACGGAGCAAGCGACGGUGGCCGAUCUGCUCACGAUGAGGACCGGUGUCCCGAAACACGACUUUUAUAUCCGCAAGGAUCAAUCUUCACUGGAUGCCAUCAGGGCGCUGGGCCAGCUCAAGCCAUCGCAUCCCUUUCGCGAACGCUACCAAUAUGCAACCAGUCACUAUGGCGCAGCAGCUGCGCUCUUCCCUACGCUUCUCAAUCAGACCUUGGACGACUUCCUCGAACAACAUUUCUGGACUCCUCUAGGCAUCCAGGCGUAUACCAAUGCCACUCAGCUGAGAGCAGACGAUGUGGACAUCGGUGCGGGCUUCAAUACUGUCGCAAGCAACGGCACGCAAUGUGCGCUAGACCUGUCCGCAAACAAGUCAUACGCAUCGUCCUCAGCUUGCCUUGGACGCACGGAGGUAUUUGACUUCUGGACAGAGACUAGUGCAAUUGAGCAAGAUGGCGGAGGAUCGGUCAUCUUCACACCCAAAGAUAUGCUCAAAUGGGCUCACGAGAGCAUCGAUCCCAAGGUCAUUCCAGAGGAGGCCCUGGAUCAGGCAAUACAUCACGAGUCGCAACCCGUGUCUGGGCCAAUCACCUACGGGUUUGGCGUGUCUAAAGCUGAAACUCCAGAUGGCGAGCUCCUAUUCCAUGGUGGCGCAUUGCCCGGACAUAACAGCAACUUUCUGCGCAACAUCGGAAAGGGCAUCGCUAUUUUUACCAUGACAAACGCAGACCCGAUCGGAUUCACUCUUGCGGACUUGUUGAAUGCGGAAAUCUAUACUAGAUUGAUAGGAAAGCCCCCCAAAGAUCUGAUCAAGACGUUCGAGACGAGCUUGGCGGUGGUGAUACCGCCCGGACAACUCCCGCCGCCCAACCCAGUGCCUCCUACUCCUGAUCAGGGCGACAACUUGGUAGGCGCGGUGCUCAGACAUCCUGCGUAUCCAGAGAUCCGCCUUCAGCCGCUCAACCUGACCGGAUGCAAUGGUCUCGAAUCUGCAGGCAUUCCCGCGGACUUCAUUCAGAUCGAUGUGACGACCGUUUCGCCCAUCAACGUGAGCUCCAGCAACAAGGCAUUCUACGCUCAAUGGAAAGGAUCCUUCACUUCGCACAUCGUCUUUACCCACUUUGGCGGACCGCAUUACAAUUACACUAUGCUGCUCACCUUCGAUAAGCAGGGAGAGCAAGACGAGGAUGCGCUCAACACUCGAGAACGUCGAGACCCCGAUGCUUUCUUGAUCCAAGCUCGCCAAAGUGCGGCGAAGGGCGACAAACCUGCGCCGGUAAAGUCGACAUGUCCCAGCAAGUACACUGCCAAAUUCUUCGGACAAGGUCCGGCCGUCUUCACUGCAGAUGGCAUCGGUUUCUUUGGCGCGUUUUGGGCGGGCGACGAUCCUUCCAUUGCGGUUGCGCCGGUCACUGAGAAUGUUCGGCAAGAAGCCAUCGCUUUCUUCGGCCGUUGA
This is a messenger RNA of Ceraceosorus guamensis, 1854 nucleotides long. RefSeq names its product beta-lactamase/transpeptidase-like protein. Lineage: Eukaryota; Fungi; Basidiomycota; Exobasidiomycetes; Ceraceosorales; Ceraceosoraceae. The record is from RefSeq and is a predicted model, not a curated record. The coding region runs from base 1 to 1854 and encodes 617 amino acids. The transcript has 2 exons.